This is a messenger RNA of Anopheles gambiae (African malaria mosquito), 1372 nucleotides long. RefSeq names its product ribonuclease P protein subunit p25-like protein (gene Rpp25). Bases 414 to 1340 code for a protein of 308 amino acids. Gene Ontology annotation, molecular function: RNA binding. Lineage: Eukaryota; Metazoa; Arthropoda; Insecta; Diptera; Culicidae. The record is from RefSeq and is a predicted model, not a curated record. The transcript is spliced from 3 exons. Gene Ontology annotation, biological process: tRNA 5'-leader removal. Gene Ontology annotation, cellular component: ribonuclease MRP complex.
AAGGGCGAUGGCACGGGCAUUGCAGUUUUUAUCCACAACAGAGACCCCGAGUGGAAUAGGGGAAGAAGGUGCAUUGUUGUAGCAGUAGCUCGACAAGAGAGGGGCUUUAAUGGAGUACGAAAUGGUAGCAAAGAAAAACAAGGGGAACCAUUCCACUCUGUUACAGGUGAAUGAGUUCACAAAUGAACGUGCAUGGCAGACAUUUGUCACUUGUUCUAUUGUGAGCAAUGAAACAAAAAAGCUGGGUGGAAGUGUUGUGCUUUCUGCAUUUAAAAAAAGAGUAAAGGUCGUGCAGGUAUUCGAAGGUGACAACUUUUUUUUGCUAUGCAGUUAACAGAUGCAAUCAGACAAAUUUCACACAGGAAGACGCGCAGAAUAGCCGUGGACGGAUUUCGUGACUGCGCGGGCAAACUAUGAUGCACUACAAGAAGGGCAAGAACGUGGAGGAGGAACUGUCGCAGGAGCAGAUUCCGAUCGAGGUGCUGCCGGCGAACUUUCUAUGGAUGCACGUGAAGGGUGGGUCGGAGGUGAAGAAUCUGGUCGACUAUGCGAAGAAAGCGCUGGAGGAGGGAACACACCGGUCGGUCGUGUGGAGCGGCUCCGAUGGUGGCGUCGGCAAGACGAUAAGCUGUGCGGAAAUCAUGAAGCGACACUUUGAGCUGCACCAGGUGACCCGCAUCUGCUACAGGAAAGUGGAAGAGUUUUGGGACCCACAGCAGGAAGGGCUGGAGCAAAUCGUAGCCAAGCGCAACAUACCCUGCGUGCACAUUCUAAUGUCGCUGGAUGAGAUUGACCCGUCGGUGGCGGGCUAUCAGCACAGCAAGACACAGGGCGGUUUCUGGACCGAGGCGGGUCUAAGCUCGUCCGACGGUCCGCGCAAGCGGACCAAAGAGGGAGGCGAUAGGAAGGGCAACUACUUCACGGGACCUCAGCUGAAGAAAAAACCCAACCGACACUAUGAGGAAGGAAAUGGCACGCCCAGCAAUGGAGCGAAAAAGCAACAGAACAAUCAAGGCAAAGGGAAACCGCGCGGUGGCGGUGGAGGAGACGGCGCUGCUGCUGCUGCUGCUGCGGGAAGCUCAAAGUACAAGGGUAAGCAGAACAAGGAUGGCGGCAAUCGCCGAAAGCCAAACGAUUCCGAGGUGGGAGAAAAUGGUGGUGGUGGAGGGGAGGGAUCGUCCCGGCAGGAGGGUGCUGGUGGACGAAGGGAUAAAAAGCAACCCGGACAAGGGCGCAAGGAUAAGCAAGGCGGUGUCGAGCGAAUGGAAACGAGCGAUGAUACACCGCCGGCGAGCAAACCAAGCGGGAAGGAUGAUAACGCCGGUGGAGAUGCUCAGUAAGGAUGUUGCGCAUAUAUAAAAAUGGAUAAAAA